UGACCGCAAUCUUUAGGUGUCGCAGGUAGCCGAGUGCUCAGGGACAUACUGGCACAUGCGGCCACCUGCCCCGCCCGACCUGGCUUGCACAGAAUGGGAGGGAAGCCCUCCACCAGCACUUGCCGGGAGUUGGGGGAGGGGAGAGAGAGAUGGAUCUCUGGGCCUCCGCCCAGACUUGGGUCCCCAGCUAUGGGUGGGUGACCAGAGGGGCUAGGGCAGGGUUCUGUAACUACCUUGGUAGGGACGGGCCUCCAGCCAGCCGUCAGCCCUAGGUGUCUAUCUUAACUGGGAGAUGCUUCUCUGGGUGGCCUUGGUCUUCCAGAGUAAGUUACAAAGCAGGCAUGCUUGAUAACCUGCAACCCUGCCUCAAACCUGGUGUGCCCAUGACGCCUUUCCUCCCUGGUCCUGUCCUCCCAGCUGGACCACAAUGGGCACUACUAAGUCACCUCCACCUCCCUGUCUCUUUUUCCUGUAGAACUGAGACCAUUCGGCUCUUCUGCAGUUUGUGUUGAAUGACCGCCUGCAACGUGAGGAAGGACACUCAACCUGCAAAUCCCAGUAGAGAAGAGUUACCUGGGUCAGGUGGAGGCAAGAUGGGCCCCAGGGGCAGGCAGAGCCCGUCGUCCCCGCUGGCCACCUCCCAGGGGUCUUGUUUCUUUAUCCUCUUCUGCUUACGCUUAGGUGCCCCCUGCCCACAGGCCUGCCAGUGCCCUGACCAUGCUGGGGCUGUGGCUGUCCAUUGCAGCUCAAGAGGCCUGCAGGAGAUCCCUAAGGACAUCCCAGCUGACACGGUGCUUCUGAAACUAGAUGCCAACAGAAUCUCCCGAGUCCCCAAUGGAGCCUUCCAGCACCUGCCCCAGCUGAGGGAGCUGGACCUAUCCCAUAAUGCCAUUGAGGCCAUUGGGCCUGCCGCCUUCUCAGGUCUGGCUGGGGGCCUGCGGCUUCUGGACCUGUCCCACAAUCGCAUCCGGAGAAUUCCAAAGGACGCCCUGGGCAAGCUGAGCGCCAAGAUCCGCCUGUCCCACAACCCGCUGCAUUGCGAGUGUGCCCUGCAGGAGGCCCUGUGGGAGCUGAAACUGGACCCGGACUCCGUGGAUGAAAUUGCUUGCCACACCUCGGCACAGGAGCAGUUCGUGGGCAAGCCGCUGAUCCAGGUCUUGGACUCAGGUGCCAGCUUCUGCAGUACCCACCGGAAGACCACCGACGUGGCCAUGCUGGUCACCAUGUUCGGCUGGUUCACCAUGGUGAUCGCCUACAUUGUGUACUAUGUGCGCCACAACCAGGAGGAUGCCAGAAGACACUUGGAGUACCUGAAGUCGCUGCCUAGUGCCCCAGUCACCAAGGAACCCCUCAGCCCUGUGCCCUAGUGCCUGCCUCCAGUGGGCUACGGAGCCUGGCUGCCCUGGUCUCUGCAGCAGGUGGAGGCGAUGGUGCUCUUGUGUCCCCAGGAAGGUGCAUGGCAGGUGCUUCUGCACGGCCCCAAAAAAAGCAUGUUCGUAGUUGGCAUUUGGUCGCUGCAGCCACUGCCUAACACAGUAGGGGGGGGUGUGUGCCUGUCUUAAUGGGCAGGUGAACUGAGGUUUAGAGAAAUUGAAUACCUUGCCAGGGCUGGGUUCAGCUGGCACUUAAGCCCAGGCUGCUUGCGGUAUAGGCCUGUGACCCCUCUGAGCUGCUGACCUUUCCCAUACGGUGCUGUGGGAAGUUAAUAUUUGUGCACG
This is a messenger RNA of Acomys russatus (golden spiny mouse), 1718 nucleotides long. It is a transcript of the gene Lrrc3, whose product is annotated as leucine rich repeat containing 3. The record is from RefSeq and is a predicted model, not a curated record. The coding region runs from base 513 to 1367 and encodes 284 amino acids. Gene Ontology annotation, cellular component: plasma membrane. Gene Ontology annotation, molecular function: protein binding. Lineage: Eukaryota; Metazoa; Chordata; Mammalia; Rodentia; Muridae. The transcript has a single exon.